Molecule: messenger RNA, 745 nt
Organism: Telopea speciosissima
Lineage: Eukaryota; Viridiplantae; Streptophyta; Magnoliopsida; Proteales; Proteaceae
Exons: 2
Coding region: 51-737 (228 amino acids)
Source: RefSeq, a predicted model, not a curated record
AGUGAGAGAGUGAGAGAGUGAGUGAGUGAGUUAUCCUUAGCCAUAUCUGGAUGGCUUGUUUGUCAGACUCCAUCUUCCCAAUUUGGAAGAAGAGCCCAUCAAGCUUCUUUGAUUGGUACAAAAGCAAGAGAACAAGUGAAGAGAAACCACAACCCAAGUACUAUAAUAUUGAUCUUCCCUUCUCACCUUCUCUGCUUCACAGAACUUUCUUGCAAGGUAGAGAGCUCAAGUGUUGUUAUAGAGCAACCAUUGAUGGAUUCAGUGCAACCUCAUUCCACAAUAGUUGUGAUUUCAAGGGACCUUGUGUGGUAAUUGGCUAUACAAACAAGUCUUUCAAGUUUGGUGCAUUCAAUCCAGAAGGUUACCGGAGCACCGACGAUUACUAUGACACAUUUGAUGCAUUCCUCUUUUACUGGAAGAACAAUGAAGAGAUUGAGCCUAUAAUUUUACCCAAAGUAGGAGGAAGUGGUGCUGCACUCUUUGAUUAUGCCAGGGGAGGACCUCAAUUUGGGGCAGAUGGGCUCCUUAUAGGACCACCACUUGCACCUGUAAUGGGUGGGUUUGCAGGGCCAGAUACUAACUCUGGCAUUGGUGACCUUAGGCAGGCCAAGUCAAGGUUGGGAUUGUCAUAUGCUAAGAGGAAAGAUGGAAAGGAGUCCUUGUUUGGGAAUGACUCUAGGGCAACCCUAGAAGAAGUACAAGUCUUUUGUAACCCUAAAAUUGCUAGCUUAUACUAAGAAGUAAA